Molecule: messenger RNA, 2523 nt
Organism: Closterium sp. NIES-65
Lineage: Eukaryota; Viridiplantae; Streptophyta; Zygnematophyceae; Desmidiales; Closteriaceae
Source: the annotation of a GenBank genome assembly
AUGGCGACAGUGCAAUCAUCUGGCCUGUCGAGCCUUUUACGGGGAAGCCUCCGCCCGGAGCCACGGAUCGCUGUGAAGAGCUCUGCCGGUCCGACUCCGUCGUGCCAUAAGAGGCUUGCGGUGUGCAACAUUCGCGCUCGAGCCGACGGUAGAAGCAGGUCCGGAAGAUUUGCCGCUUCCUCCGCAGCAGCCGCAUCCAGCACCUCGCUCAUCCCCGCAGCGGCAGCCCUUGCCUCGGACUCGCCCACACCCGAUACCGUCGCUACCGUCGCAGAUGCGACGGCGGCAGUCGCAGAGGGCGAGGGGCUGGACAUCGGAUUCAGCUUCAACGACCUAGACCUGGGCCUGGAUGCUCCCUCUUCCGCCACCACUGACGCUGCUGCCGAUGCUGCUGCCGAUGCUGCUGCUGAUGUUGCUGCGGAUGCAGCAGAUGCUGUGUCUGCCGCUGCCAAUAGUAUCGCAGUGCCGGACGAGGUGCUUGACCUGCCCACCACCACGGCUCUUCCAGACCUGCCCAAGUUCUCGUAUCCCACCAGGGAUGUCGCCCCUUCUUUUGAGAAACCAGGAUUCAGCAUGCCCGAAUUCAAGAAGCCCGAAUUUACCAUGCCCGAGUUUAAGAAGCCUGAUUUCGAGUUCAGCUUGCCUGAAUUUAAGAAGCCCGAGUUUAGCAUACCAGACUUCCAGAACCGAGAAUUUAGCCUGCCCGAGUUCAAGAAGCCCGAAUUUUCGCUGCCCGAAUUCAAGAAGCCCGAUUUUGCGCUGCCCGAUUUCAAGAAGCCCGAGUUUUCCCUACCCGAAAACCUUUCAGACCUGAAGGCGCCUUCCUUCUCCCUGCCCGAAUUCGCCAAGCCAGAAUUCAAGCUGCCCGACUCGUCCGAGCUCCCUCUCCCUAAAACUGACUUCAAGCUGCCCGACCUCCCCACCCCAGAAUUCAACCUGCCCGAGAUCCCGCUUCCAUCCUUCCCCAUCCCGAGCCUCCCCUCGCCCUCGAACCUCCCCGUCCCGAAGCUAACCGUGCCUCGGGCAAUUUCCGAGCCUGUGGAGAACGCGGUGGCGGCGGCGACCGCGUCGGUUGCGGACUCGGCGGCGGCGGCGGCGGCGGUGGCGCAGCGCGAGUACCUGGCGGCGUACUCGGCGCUGCGCGAGACCGUGCCGGCGGACGCGCUGCCGCUGGUGGAGAAGGUGGAGGCGAACCUCGCUUCGCUGUGGGACGCCGCUAGCGGGCUGACUAAAGAGGUGGCAGUGCAGGUAGGCGCGCACGUGUGGGUAGUGGCGGGUGUAUAUCAGCGGGUCGAGCGGCGCCCUGCCAUCGCCACUGUGGAGAAGGUGGAGGCGAACCUGGCGUCGCUGUGGGACGCCGCUAGCGGACUCACCAAGGAGGUGGCCGUGCAGGUGGCGGUGCUAUCAGCAGCGGCGGUGAGGGCAGCGUUUGGGGCGGCGGGCUUUGAUGCGGAUGACACUGUCGUGGCCGCCACUCUCAUCGCCACCGGCACGCUGCUGCUCGGAGUGGCGUAUUGGAGGGCGGCGUAUGGAGGGUAUUCGGGCAACCUGUCAGCAGAGGAGGCACUGGAGGUGCUCAAGGAGAGCAAGGCCGUGCUCGUGGACAUCCGCCCUGAGUUCCUGAGGGACGAGAACGGCAUCCCUGACCUGCGCAGGGGCGCACGCUUCAAGGACUGCAGCGUCAAGUUCGAAAAGCUGGGCGGGCCUCUGAGGGGGCAGGUGCGCAGUCCAGACGUGGUGGACCUGCAGCUCAUGGCUGCUAAGAUCAAGGGCGUCAGAGGCGUGCAGAAGGACACGCAGGUGAUAAUAAUGGACGAGAGCGGUGGCAACCUGGCAAAGGAGAUUGCCAGGGGUCUCUCCAGAGUGGGCUUUAAGCGCUCAUUCGUGAUGGACGGGGGCUUUGACUCGUGGGUGGCGAGCGGGCUGCGAGUGAAGCCCAACGAGCCCGAGCGAGCAGUAGACGUGCUCAAGAAGGAGUACGAGGCGUUUGUGGAGGACGUGCAGCCCACGCCCCUUGGAGUGGCCACUGUGGUGCUCGGCACCGGAGUCGGCAUCUUCGCCCUCAUAGAGUGGGAGCGGUCGCUGCAGCUGCUGGGGGUGCUGGCAGUGGUGCAGCUGAUCUACCUGCGCGUCAAGACAUAUGAGACUGAGGAGGACCUUCAGCGGGACGUGCGAGCACUGCUCACGCCCUUCUCUCUCGCAGCAUCAGCAGCGGGGUGGGCCCUCGGCACCUCCUCUUCUGCCUCUGCAGCACCCAAGGCCGCCAAGCAGCUCACAGAUGGGGAGGGUGAAGGAGGGAGCGAGAGCAAGGCGCCUGACGCUUCCAGUGUGCCUGCUGCUGCUGCUGCCAGCUCAGCUGCUGAUGUGGCGAUUCAGACUGACAACGGCAAGUCAGCUGUUGAGUCACCAGCCACCCCUUCUACCCCAGCAGCGAUUGAAGCAGCUGCUGCACCACCCUCGCCCCCCAAGCCCACCCCCAGCACCGCCACCAGCACCCCCACAUCGCCUGUUGACAAUGCAUAG